This is a messenger RNA of Aspergillus lentulus, 2481 nucleotides long. Lineage: Eukaryota; Fungi; Ascomycota; Eurotiomycetes; Eurotiales; Aspergillaceae. The record is from RefSeq and is a predicted model, not a curated record.
AUGCAGACGCAUUAUUACCGCUCUCCGGCUAGCCCAAACCAUCAGAGUGGUCGUUAUGAGUUACCUCCAGUACAGUCAGUGACCUCUCCUUCUGGUCCUUUCCCACAGGGAACCUCCGCGGGGUUAGGUUCCGCUCCGCCGAGCAGGCCCGGCAGCGGACUGAGAAUGGCUCAGCUGUUACAGCCUCUGGGACAAACACCCUCGACAACUUCGACAUACACUCGUUCCUAUGAGUCUAGCGGUUCUCCCGCCGAAGUUCCUCCAAUCCGUUCGGAUGUCUCUUCGCUCAAUGGAUCUGUAUCGGGGGGCUCAACUCUUCCUCCGCCUGCAUCUGUGGUGGGGCAGCAGCAUCAGCAGCAACAGCCACUACCGCAGCAACACCAUCAUCAUAGUCACCACCAUCAGCAGGGUCAUCUACAUCAGAAAAGGGCGUAUCGCCAAAGACGGAAGGAUCCCAGCUGCGAUGCUUGUCGCGAGCGGAAAGUCAAGUGUGAUGCGUCAGAAUCGACCAGCUGUACGGAAUGCACCAAUCGAAAAGUGCGAUGCCAGUUCACCAAGGAAACAAAUAGACGCAUGUCUUCUAUCAAACAAGUGCAGGAUCUGGAAAAACAACUUUCGUCGACCAAACAGCAACUUCAGCAACUGCGAGCGGGUAUGUUGAGGUCAGAUAAUCUUAUGGAUUUGGAAAUCGAUGGCACUGGACAACCGCAAUUGAAGCUGCCCGACAUCGGCCCGUAUCGUCCCUCCCGAAGACCAAAAGCGCCGGUGUUGCAGGAUCUCAGCGAGGCUCGAGCCAAUCUGCGAAACUACGGACGGGGGAUUCUCAAGGUACCCAGGCCGUAUCGUCAGCCCGGCCCCAAAUCGCUUUUGACUGCUGAUCCACCUCGACUCCCUCCGAAAGAGGUCGCGAAUCACCUCCUCACACAGUAUUAUUCGUGCAUCCAUUGUGUUCUACCAAUCAUACACUGGCCCAGCUUCAUGAUUGAAUACGAGAAUGUAUACCGCAACGGAUCCCUUGUGGGCGUUCCUCGGGAAUGGGCCGCGGUUCUCUUCGGUGUGUUUGCCUGCGGGUCUCUGCACACAUUGGACCGGGAUAGAGAAGAGGAGGGGAAGGAGUUUAUCAGAAUCUCUUGCGGGGUCAUUGACGUCUGGCAAGAUAACUUCACACUUGAUCAAGCUAGAUGUGCUCUCUUGGUCAGUAUAUUCCUUUACGAAGUCAAUUCAAAAUCAGCGAGCUGGGUGUGGAUUGGAUCUGCAGUGAGGAUCGCGCAGGAGUUAGGCCUCCAUAUUGAAUCCGGUCCGUGGCCAGUUGUCGAGAGGGAAAUGAGAAGACGCGUGUGGUGGGGGAUGUACGCGUGGGACAGGCUUCUUGCGCUGGAGAUGGGGAAGCCGGUUUUGAUCAACGACCAAGAUUGCGACGUUGAUCUUCCUUGUCCGUUUGACGAGCAAUACAUCGCAGAGGGUGCUUGCGUGCCUGAAGGCCAGCAGACCACUCCACUUUUAGCCACCAUCCAUGUCGUCCGCUCCAUUGGGCAGUUGACUCGGACCUUACGAAGCUACACUGUUUCCACCGGAACUCUUGAAACCUUCGAACGACACUUUAGCGCCUGCCUUGCAACCUUUCCUCCCCAAUACCAUCCGAAGUCUGAUUUACCUCUUGAUCCGCGCUCUCUUGCCCCGAUUGGCUAUCUUCAAAACGCCCGCCUCAUUCUCCACCGCCAUAACAUAUCUCCCUUUUGCUCCCCCGAGGUUCGAUCGGCGGCUUUGGAUUACAGCAUUUCAAUCGCAAAAGAUACUGCCCAUCUUCUUUCCCGUUGCAUGCGCUAUGCUUCGAGUACAGGGAACGAUGACUGGCGACCAUUGUUUGCAUCGUCGGCCGGGACGAUGCUGUGUACACAUAUCUGGCGUUGUGCGCUUUUGCUUUUGUUUCGUCAGGAAUUUGCUGCGGCAUUGGUGUGCGUUCAGGUCAGCGCCGUGGUUGGAGAUUCGCGCACCGUCAAUGCAGCCUGUGGACGGUACAUCGCGUUCUUCCUCAAAUGCCUGCUGGAGCGGUUGCGCCGCGGUGAUGCAGCCGUUCUGGAGCGGGACGAAGAAAUGAUGGCGUAUGUGUCCGGUGACAUGCAGGGAACCAGUGACGGCAGCUGGGUAUGGGAAGGCAGUGAGGCCGGUUCUCAGCUAGAGGCCAUGUCCCCAAAAUACGACAGCCCAGUAUCGUUCACCCACGCUGGUGCCCGGAAUGAUUGGCCUAGCGGUGGAGGUUCACAGAUGGCUUGGGAGGGCUGGGACUGGGUCGAGCGGACAGUCGAAUAUCUCUUGAAGGAGAAGCAGCAGCAACAGCAAGAGUACGAGCGGCGGGAUGUUCCGCUGGCCGCGAAACCGACCGAACCGGUACGUCUCAAAGCGGAGCCUGCAGAGCCAGCACCAACGCCAAAAGAAAUGAACUCGGUUCAGUCACGGAUGACGAUUGCGAGCAUCAUCUGA